GCUCGGCAGAAGGGAGGGGCGGGGCAACCCGUGGGAGUGACGGCUUAACCCCUGCCUGGGUGGGGAUUCCUGAGGAUUUGCAUUCCCUUCUUUCCUUCCAGCGUUAAGGAUCUUCCGGCGGAGUUUAGAGACUCGCAAGCUCAACAUGUCUCGAAAUUUUUCUGACACCCGGUAGCAAGAAAGACAUGUUAAAAUUACAAGUGGAGCGCAAGCCUGGAUUUCUGGAGCGCCUCAGUGAAACUUCUGGAGGGAUGGUCGUAGGACUUGCUGCAUUUGCCCUCUCCUUUUACAUUCUUUUUACCAAUGAGGGGCGAGCUUUGAAGACGGCCUCCUCUUUAGAAGAAGGGCUUUCUCUAGUGGUCCCUCUUGACGACAUCCAGAAUGUAUUACAAGAGAAUGAAAGGAAACUCGUGCACCUGUCGGGUCCCCUUAGAACUUCAAAGCCUUUAUAUGAUCCCAGCUAUGGACUUUCUAUCCGGGCUGUCAAGCUGAAGCGUAAUGUAGAGAUGUAUCAAUGGGUAGAAUAUGAAGAUUCCAAAGAAUAUGAAGAGAAUGGUGAAGUGAAAAAAGAAACCAGAUAUUCAUAUAAUACUGAAUGGAAAUCGGAAGUUGUGAACAGCAGAAAUUUUGAUCGGGAAAUUGGUCAUAAAAAUCCUAGCGCCAUGGCUGUUGAAACUUUCACUGCAGUUGCUCCUGAUGUCCAAGUGGGCAGAUUCUUUCUUUCCAAAGGCCUUGUUGAGAAGAUUGAUAACUUCAAACAGAUGAGCUUGUCAAAACUGGAAGAUCCCCAUGCUGAUGUGAUCCGCUCAGGGGAUUACUUUUUUCACAGUGAGAAUCCUCGACGUCCAGAAGUAGGAGAUCUUCGUGUUUCUUUCUUCUAUGCAGGUUUGAGUGGAGACUCAUCCCACCUGGGUCCAGCAGAUACAGUGACAGUAAUUGCUCGUCAACAAGGGGACCAGUUGGCUUCAUACCGAACCAAGGCUGGGGAAAUCUUGCAGAUCCUCUAUCCCGAUGAGCUCUCUGCUGAGGAGGUGUUCCAGAAAGAACAUGAAAGUAACAACAUGAAGACCUGGGGCCUCCGUGCAGCUGGAUGGAUGUCUAUGUUUGUAGGCAUCAGCCUUAUGACCAGGAUUCUUUACACCCUGGUGGACUGGUUUCCAGUAGUCCGGGACCUGGUUAACCUUGGCCUGAAAGCAUUUGCCUUUUGCUUAGCCACUUCUCUGUCCUUGCUGACCAUUUCAGUGGCUGGCUCUUCUACCGGCCUCUCUGGGCAGGACUGAUUGCCCUGUUGGCGGCGGUUCCCAUUGUGAUUGCGAGGUCCCGGAUUCCACCCAAGAAGCAGCAGUGAUGCCGUGGAGAAGGGGCCUCAGGGUGCACACCCGAAUCUCUUUGGAGACACCCAGAACUUCUCAAGCAAUUGCCGCUGAGUAUGUGUAGGAUUUGUUUUCUGUUUUCCAAAACGAAAACUCCUUGACGUUGCAAUCCAGACAGUAUGACACCAAAGUGUUCCGCGACGGACCUAGAUGCAGAACAUGUGUACAGUUUUUAUUACGUAACCAAGUGAAAAAGUGCAACUGUCUCAGCUUGUCUUUUUUUAAGUUGAUGGAAACAAAAUGGUAGAAAUGGAAUAGAAUUUUUGUGUGCCUGAUAUUAAGCACAAUCAAGCAAAGCUGCCUUUGCAGCUUGAUUAAAACAGUCCGGCGACCCUCAUAAGGAAAGGAUGGGUGGUUUGUUGUAUUGAUGAAGACCACAUCAGGUUUUUGAAAAUGUGUAAAUCAUUAGGGGUUUUUUGUGCCUUUUCCUUGCUUAUCUGUUAAAGUUAUAUACUUUGAUGCUAGGAGCUUGCAUGAUGUAAGGGUAAAAUGGCCAUGUUAAAGUAUUUUUGGACUGUUCUCCCCCCGCGCCCCCGUUGCAUCCCAAUUUUAAGUGUGCCUAGAGCUUUAUCUUGCUCCCACUCACUUUUUCUGUAGUCUGGUAGAUGCUAAGUGAACUGAGUAGGGAUUCUCCAUAUGAAGAACCUGCUUUAUUUGCCAAAAAAAAAAAAGAUUUUAAUGGUUUAAUUAGGAAAUUAUGACUUAAAACCAAAGCUGUAUCAACAGCCUCAGGAUACCACCUUUCUUGCAUUUAAGCAGAGGAAUGUAUUAUUUUCACUGAAAGGUAGUAAUCAUUGCAACAUAAUAUUUCUGCAUGUAAACCUCUGCAAGUACUGUUACUGUUUUGUGUUCCAUGCCUCUUACACUCCUGCAGCUAUCCUUUGUAUUUGGAAAAAAGGGGUAAACUCCAUACAUUUUACCUAAAAUGUCUGAAGAGUUAAUCCCAUUGUUGUUAGAUUCCUCAUAGUGUCUCCUGGAGGGGAAGAGUCACAUUCUGGGAAAGCAGAUGAUAACUAUUUUAAUAUUGUCUGGUCUUUUCGUAUUCUUGGAGCUUGGAUACUGCUGUGCAAGGAGUCUGGUCAUUGCUUGAAUAGGCAGAUGAUCUCAACCCAGACCCAGCAAAAUGGAAUUGACUAUAUCGGCUAUAUAAGAAGCUUGAGGUGGUAUUGGUUAACAUGUUGUUAUGAUGUCAACUGUGUGCUAGAUAAUUGCACAGAUGAAAAUAUUAAGCCGGGUUUUUUGUAAGCCGAGGAGUAAAUUCCAGACAGCAGCACUUGAAAUGCUUGGGUGGUUGUUUUUUU
Molecule: messenger RNA, 2674 nt
Organism: Lacerta agilis (Sand lizard)
Lineage: Eukaryota; Metazoa; Chordata; Lepidosauria; Squamata; Lacertidae
Gene: TMEM43
Product: transmembrane protein 43
Exons: 12
Coding region: 186-1280 (364 amino acids)
Biological process (GO): nuclear membrane organization
Cellular component (GO): nuclear inner membrane
Source: RefSeq, a predicted model, not a curated record